AUGCCCUUGCUCCUCCAUAACUGGAGAGACAUCAUGCAGCACUGGCAGGCCGCUCUCGAUUUUGCAGAUUCCGAAGCACUUCCGAGUCUUCUUGACCUCCUCCAAAAACUCGCACAUGACCUCCGCACAACCCUUUCGCCUCUCUACCCGUCCCUCCUCCACACCCUCCUCUCGUACCUCCCCCGCCCACUCCCCGCAUCCGUGCUCACUUCCCUCCUCGCAACACUGGCCUCUCUCUUCCGCUACCUCCUGAUUCCAUCCAUCCACCUCGACCUUCUGCACCAGACAUGGUUCUCUUUUCACGCUGCCCUUCCCAAAUGUAACCAUGAAGUCCAGCGUGCAGCUGCGGAAGUAUGGGCAUCAGUGUUACGACGGUUGAGAACGAAGGCGAGGGACAGAGUCCUGGCGUUGAUGGCGGCGGAGUUAGACGGGGUUGAGGAUGCUAGUGCAUGGAUAUUGAUUUUUGCCUGCAAGUCUGUCUCGCAGACACUACAUACGACAUCUCCCUCUAUUAUCGUGCCCAUCUUCGACCAUUAUCUCUCCUCCGCUACUCCCCCAUCUACGUCUUCAAACCCUGAAGGACCUGCUCUACAACCUCCUCAGACGAACGCUUACUGCUCUCAUACAUCACUGUGCCGGUCCGGAACAGUUCUCGCCGAUCGCAGAUUGUCCUGGUAA
Messenger RNA from Pisolithus orientalis, 678 nucleotides. RefSeq lists its product as uncharacterized. The transcript is spliced from 3 exons. NCBI's taxonomy places the organism in Eukaryota, Fungi, Basidiomycota, Agaricomycetes, Boletales, Pisolithaceae. Gene Ontology annotation, cellular component: small-subunit processome; nucleolus; 90S preribosome. The record is from RefSeq and is a predicted model, not a curated record. The coding region runs from base 1 to 678 and encodes 225 amino acids.